GGAUAGAGACUGUGGGCUGAGAAAUGUGAGUUAGUGUGAGUGUAUGUGAAAGUUUGUAAAGGUGUGUUUGUGCGUGGUGCUUGUGGGGAAAGCUGGUGCAAGGUGAAGGGGCCAAAGUGUGGAAAUAGGGAAGACGAUUUUGGUCAAAAUGAAGAUUCUGCUUUGGUUCCUGUGGAGCUGCUGGCUUCUAACUCACACAGGUGCAUCUGAGGCUGAACGGAGGCUCCUGGAGAAUUUGUUUCAGGAUUACAACUUGAAGGUGCGGCCAUCACGUAUCUGGAAUGAGAGAGUGAUGGUCAGAGUGGGAAUGACUUUAGUACAACUCAUCAGCUUGGAUGAGAAGAAAGGAGAGAUGACAACAAACGUGUUCAUGAAUAUGGCAUGGACUGACUACAGGUUAUCUUGGAAUCCCAUGGACUAUGACAACAUUAAUGUUGUGCGAAUUCCUUCCACAAAAGUGUGGCGUCCAGACAUCUACCUAAUUAAUAAUAAUGAUGGUCAGUUUGAUGUUGCCCUGUAUGUGAACGUGCUAGUGAACAGUGAUGGCACAGUCUCUUGGUAUCCACCGGCCAUCUACCGCAGCACCUGUUCCUUAGAGGUGGCGUAUUUCCCAUUUGAUUGGCAGAACUGCACAAUGGUGUUUCGCUCUUACACAUAUGAUUCCUCAGAAGUGGACCUCCAAUACGGUUUAGAUGAAGAUGGCAACGAGCUUCAUGAGAUCGUGAUAGAUGAGAAUGCUUUCACUGAGAAUGGUGAGUGGCAAAUCUGUCAUAAACCCACCAGAAAGAACGUCCAGGAUGACCUGUAUGAGGACAUUACCUUCUACCUGAUCAUCGAGAGGAAGCCUCUAUUCUACAUCAUAAAUAUCAUCGUCCCCUGCAUCCUCACCAGUGUGCUGGCCAUAUUCGUCUUUUAUCUGCCACCUGGUGCAGGUGAGAAGAUGACACUGUCCAUCUCAGUCCUCAUCGCUCUCACUGUUUUCAUGCUGUUGUUGGCUGACAAAGUUCCAGAAACAUCUCUCGGCAUUCCUAUUAUCGUUAACUACGUAAUGUUCACCAUGAUCUUGGUGACGUUCUCAGUCAUUCUUAGCGUGGUGGUCCUGAACCUCCACCACAGGACUCCAAGCACACACCACAUGCCCCUAUGGGUGCGAAAGGUUUUCAUUAACUUCCUCCCUCGGUACUUGGGUGUGCUGAGGCCUCAGACUGAGGAACCGGUGGAGGAACAGCCAAAAGAAAAUGUUCCUCUGAAUUGUUUGGACCAAGGUCUUAGACCUGGAGGUGAAUAUUUCAUCCGAAAGAUCAACCCAGAACUAGUAAUGCCAUGGAGAGGAAGUCACAAUGAGAGCACUGUGAAGUUGCAGAGAUUUUCAAACAAUGACAACUAUUGUCUGAUUCUGCCCCCGAAUCUCAAAUCUGCCAUUGCUGCCAUUACUUAUAUGGCUGAACAACUGAAGAAACAGGAUGUGGAUGACACUAUGACAGAUGACUGGCAGUACAUUGCUGUGGUUUUGGACCGGCUCUUCCUCUGGCUCUUUGUUAUCAUCACUACACUGGGCACACUGGCCAUGUUUCUGGAUGCCAGUUUCAACUACACUCCUGACCAGCCUUUUCCCUGAUCAGAGCCCAAAAACAAUAACCACACAGCAACUGGACAGGCAACCCACAUUAGAGUGAACAUAAAACUGUGGGACUGUAGUUUGUGUGGAUUGACUCAAGAGGGCACCAGAGAAUAAACAUUUGAUUUUAUUUAUGUGGGCUUUAUUGUUUU
Myxocyprinus asiaticus (Chinese sucker) is the source of this 1770-nucleotide messenger RNA. RefSeq names its product acetylcholine receptor subunit beta-like. Gene Ontology annotation, cellular component: neuron projection; synapse; postsynaptic membrane. The record is from RefSeq and is a predicted model, not a curated record. The transcript has 11 exons. Bases 149 to 1618 code for a protein of 489 amino acids. NCBI's taxonomy places the organism in Eukaryota, Metazoa, Chordata, Actinopteri, Cypriniformes, Catostomidae. Gene Ontology annotation, molecular function: transmembrane signaling receptor activity; acetylcholine-gated monoatomic cation-selective channel activity. Gene Ontology annotation, biological process: nervous system process; signal transduction; monoatomic ion transmembrane transport.